Messenger RNA from Rotaria socialis, 687 nucleotides. The record is from the annotation of a GenBank genome assembly. Lineage: Eukaryota; Metazoa; Rotifera; Eurotatoria; Philodinida; Philodinidae.
AUGUUUCGAAAUGUUACUGGAGCGCAGGAAGCCAUUGUUCAUAGACAAUCAGAAACUAGUUUAUUACAUGAAAAAAAUCCAAUCAAAUUUAUCAAAGAUAUACAAUCAGAUGAUAUAGCUGAAACAUAUUCCACACUACAAACUCAAUGGUUUGAUCAACGUGAAAGAUUAAUAGAAAAUUUAAAAAAUCUCGAAAAACACGAUGCAUUUCCACACGAAAUUCAACAUGUUAAAAAUCUUAUUGGAUGUCUUAAUCAACUUAUAGAAAAUGGUGAAAUGACUAAAAGUUGUCAAACAUUAAUUGAUGAUAUGAAUAAAAAUAUUCAUUUAUUACCUGAGACAUAUUUAUUGACUAGAAAACCAUUAGGAGAUAAAGCGAUACGAUUGCCAAGACAUGUUUCUAAUACUAAAACGCAUGAAGCACAUCCAUUAAGGCAACUACCACCAGAGAUUAUUCAUACGCAUCACGAAAAUGAAAAACUUCCAACACAGAUUGAUCUUAACGUACAAACUGAAGAGAAACAUGUAGAUUCAAAAUUUGAUACUGGUGAAAUAACAACAUCUGAGAUAUCAACAGAAAAAAUGAAAAAUGGCAUUCAAUUUUAUGUCAUUGCUGAACCUUUCCGUAGUCAAACUGUUAAACAUACUAGAAAAAAACGUUAUUUAUCAUCGACCAUAGUGGAGUGA